CGCGGGCCGCGCCGGGGCCGCCACCUGACUGCGGGGCGCGGGGAGCGGGCGGGGCGGCCCCGGCCCUCGGCGGGGGCGGCUUCCCUCCGCACCGAAGUUUCCCCGACUUGUGCAAAGAGAGAGGCAGGUCCCGCCGCGGCGCGGGGUGGGAGAAGCAUCGCGGCGGAGGAGGAGCGGAUCGGCGCGGGCGUGGAAGAGAGGUGGGCAAGGAGCGAUGACCUUUGCGAGGAGCCGGCGAGGGAGCGGGCCAGAGGCAGAGCGAGCGGCGGCGCGGGGGGAUGCUUGCUGAGACCCGGAGGAGAGCCGCCCCGUAAUGUCACCAUGAUGUCUCAUGGAAGUGAAAUGUGGUGCUAUCACUGGAAAUGGAAGCUGCAUCACUGUCUCUGCUUGUUUACCACAUAUAUUAUAUGCAUGCAGCAAGCAGCUCAUGGAUGCUAUGACUGUAGGACUGUGCUAACUGACCCCUCUGGAGUUUUCACUUCGCCAUGCUUCCCCAGUGACUAUCCCAACAGCCAAGCGUGCAAGUGGAUCAUCCGAGCACCUCAUGGAUUUAUCAUACAGCUAACAUUUAUUGAUUUCGACAUUGAAGAAGCUCCGGGCUGCAUUUAUGAUUCACUGACAUUAGACAAUGGAGAAAGCCCAAUGAACCUUUGUGGCAUCACUGCCAAAGGAUUAUCCUAUAAUUCUAUCGGAAAUGAAAUGAUUGUGUCAUUUAAAAGUGACUUCAGUAUCCAAAAGAAAGGUUUUAAUGCCAGCUAUGUAAGAAUUGCCGUGUCUCUGAGGAAUCAGAAAGUCAUCAUUCCCCAGGUUCCUGACAUCGAUGCUGUGUCUGUGGCAGAGACCGUCUUGGUGCCAGAGCUUAGACAGUUUACACUGUGCUUUGAGGCAACCAAGGGCAACAGCGACGACAACGACGACUGGAAGGUUUUCUCCUACACUGAUGCAUUGUUGAGAGAGCUCUUCAGCUUUGGGAAGACCACAAAAGGCCAUUUUCUGUCCAUCUUAGGCACACAGUGCAUCCUUAAGAAAGCAUUGCCCCGAAAUGCAGAGUUUUUCACAGGAACCUUUCAACAGCUCUGUGUUGUAUGGGACAGCUUCUCGGGCACUAUACGUGUGUAUGCCAAAAGCACCUAUCAUGUGGUGGACUGUCCAGAGAUCUCUGGCAAAGUUAUCCCUGGAAAUGGGAGGCUGGUGCUGGGCUCUAACAGCAAUGAAGUGAGCUCUCUAAAUGGGGACAUUUACAACUUCCGCCUCUGGAAUUUCACCAUGAAUGCGCAAACACUGGCCAACCUCAGCUGCGAUGUGAAAGGAAACAUUGUAGACUGGGAAAAUGAAUUCUGGAGUAUUCCAACUUCAGCACUGAAAGCAGAAAACAAUUUGAGUUGUGGCUCAUAUCUAAUUCCCUCUUCUUCAAUUGAACCAACCAGUUGUGCAAACCUAGGAAGCCUUUGCCAAGGUGGGCUAUUCUACAGGAUAUCUAUAGUUGUCUCUAGUUCCAACCCCAACUCAGUGUCGAAAGUACAUGAUGUCGUUGCAGAAUGGCUGAACCGUACUUUCCAGAACUGGAAUUACACUGUGUAUGUUGUCAAUAUCAGCAUCCACCCUGCCUCCAUAAAAGAGGGAACAAGACAAAAAAGAAGUAUUAAAAGUUUUAGUGCUUUGGCUCUCCUGGUUUAUAAUUCUACCAACAACAUCAAUUUAGAAGAGGAAGACAUCCGACAGAAGCUCAUAAGUAAUAAUCGAACCAUGGAAGAGGGAUAUCAACUUCAUACUGUGGAUGUUGAUCCAGUGGAAAAAUGUUUAGCUGAAGAAAACCCUCCAAACUAUUUUUGGCCAGAUACCAGGCCUACUGUGACCAACUUCACAUUUUGCCACGGGAGCUCAGUUCAGACUGCAUCAAGAACCUGCUAUUUGGGUCUGCAGAAUUAUACGUCAUACUGGGGUCAACCUGAUCUUAGAAAUUGCACAGAAAAUGCAGCAGAUAUUGCCAAUCAGCUUCUGAAUCUCACUGGUGAGGGGCAGCAGCUGACCUCAGACAAAGUAAAUGAUGUUGUGCAGAAGCUCAAAAAAAUUGUGAACGAUGAAGAAAUCGAUGAAUCUCUGGGUUCUACUGUGGUGACAAUUUUUUCCAAUAUUCUAGCCAGUUCAGACAGUGUAUUGGCAGCCUCAUCUUCAGAAGCUCUAAAAACUAUUGAUGCCUUGGCUUUAAAGAUCCAUUUUGCUGGACCAUCCAUGAGUAUUUCAACACGAAAUCUUGCACUUGGAGUGUCUUCUAUAAAUUCAACUUCAUUCAAAGGUGGUACUUUCAGCGUCAGUCCACAGAAUAAUGCAUCUGAUUUCCAGAUAGAUUUUGACAAGGAUCAGACAAGUGCCAUCGCUUCUGUUGUUCUGCCACCAAGUUUACUGAAGAAUUUAAGUCAAGAUGAGUUUGAAGUUAUAUCCAGGGCUCAGUUUACUUUCUUCAAUAAAAAUGGUCUUUUUCAGGAUGCAGAAAAUCCUGCCAAUUUGACCAGCUUCGUGGUAGCAUGCAGUAUUGGAAACUUAACCAUUCAGGAUCUUCAGGAUUAUGUGAAGAUUACAAUCAAGCAUACCAAAAUUCAGGAAGAUCCUAAACCUACCUGUGUCUUCUGGGAUAUGAGCAAAAAUGGUGGCAGUGGUGGCUGGAACCCUGCAGGCUGCCAGGUGGAUGCAGAGUCCAAUGAAAAUGAAACUGUGUGCUUAUGCAACCACCUCACACAUUUUGGGGUCCUAAUGGACCUUCAGAGAACCGUGACGCAAAUCGACCCGCAGAACACCAAGGUCCUGACCUUUAUCACUUACAUAGGCUGUGGAAUAUCUGCUAUAUUUUCAGCUGCAACUCUCCUGACAUACAUUGCGUUUGAGAAGCUACGAAGAGAUUAUCCAUCCAAAAUCCUGAUGAAUCUGAGCACAGCCCUGCUCUUUCUUAACCUGAUUUUUUUGCUUGAUGGCUGGAUUGCAUCCUUUGACAUUGAUGGCCUCUGCAUAGCUGUGGCUGCACUUUUGCACUUUUUUCUUCUGGCCACCUUUACAUGGAUGGGACUGGAAGCUGUUCACAUGUACAUUGCUCUAGUGAAGGUGUUCAACACGUAUAUACGGCGAUACAUACUGAAGUUUUGCAUCAUUGGUUGGGGUUUGCCAGCUCUGGUGAUAGCAAUUGUUUUCGCAAGUACUAAUACAAAUGCAAGUCAUGUUUAUGGCAAACAAUUAUAUGGCAGAGAUGCAAAUGGGCAAGGAGGAGAUGACCUCUGCUGGAUCAAGAACGAAGUUGUCUUUUACGUGACAUGUGCCGGCUACUUUGGAAUCAUGUUUCUAAUGAAUGUCGCCAUGUUUAUUGUGGUGAUGGUGCAAAUCUGCGGGAGGAAUGGGAAAAGAACCAACCGGAGCCUGAAGGAAGAGAUCCUGAGGAACCUCCGCAGCGUGGUCAGCCUGACCUUCCUCCUGGGCAUGACAUGGGGCUUUGCCUUUUUUGCCUGGGGUCCCUUAACUCUUGCUUUCCUGUACCUAUUCUCAAUUUUCAAUUCAUUGCAAGGUUUGUUUAUAUUUGUAUUCCAUUGUGCUAUGAAAGAAAAUGUGCAGAAACAGUGGAGGAGACAUCUCUGUUGUGGCAGAUUCCGACUGGCAGACAAUUCAGAUUGGAGCAAAACAGCAACCAAUAUUAUAAAGAAGAGUUCCGAUAAUCUUGGGAAAUCCUUAUCCUCUAGUUCCAUCGGCUCCAAUUCAACCUACCUAACAUCCAAAUCAAAAUCUACGACGAAUACGUAUUGCAAACGAAACAGCCAUACAGAGAAUGUUUUUCUUGACAAGCCAUCUUCAAAAUUUGCCCAAGAGGAUGGAGAACAGACAUCAAUCAUCCCUGUCCACCAGGUUAUUGACAAAGUCAAAGGAUACUGCAAUCCUCACUCCGACAGCUUCUAUAAAAAUAUCAUCAUGUCCGACACAUUCAGUCGCAGCACAAAGUUCUAGCUGGGUUUCUGAUUUGCUGGUUUUUUUAAUCAAAGGAAUACAAAAUGUCUGCCUGGAUUUGAGAAUAUUGAAUGUCAUAGAAUGUGACUUGUUCUGUUAUCUUUUCCCAGUUUAUAGGGUUUCCUGCAAACAGCUUCCACUUAAGGACUGAUUUUUUUAAGUUUUUACUGUUGUUGAAAAUGACAGGUUUUUACCAUGGUAUUAAGCUUUUUUUAAAUGUGUGCCAGCCAGCAUGAUGCCUGGACAGCUAAUUAUAAUCUUAUAAGACUGAAGAGCCACAAGCCUAACUUUAAAAAAUAUAAUCCAAACAGAAGCAAGUCUUGACUCCUGGAGAAAAUAGCAGACAUGUCAUGCAGUACAGGCGAGCUUUUAUUGAACAGUUUGCUGAUGGUCUUUUUGUUUUGAAAAAUAUGGAUUUUCCCUAUGGCACUUGUUAGAGUCUUGCUUCUUGAAUGUCUAGUGCUUUUUAUUCAUAAGUGAACAAAACCCUACCACCACUUAAAGGGUUAUUUUAAACCAUUUUUGCCUAAAUAUACCUGAUCAUACAAACCUUACUCACCAAAACAGCAUAUGCUGUAAAUGCAGGCAAAUUUGUAUCCAUAUAUAGAAAAACAGUUUACACAGAGUUGUAUUUCAGCAUUUAUUGAUUGGUAUGUAUGAAAUGCAGUGUCUUCCACCUCAAGUCUAUGUUUAAUGUUCUUUUUUCACAAAACAAAAUAACAAAAAGGCAUUCAACUAUAUAUAGAUAUAUUUAUAUAUACCUAGAACUCUCUCUACACGUAUUUUUAUAAUAAUACACACAGUAAGUAUGACAACAUAUACCAGAGACAAUCUAAAAACUACGGACGGUGCUAAAAUUGAAGUUUAAAUAUUUAAAUGCAAGAUGAAUUCUUUGUAAACCCAUGAGUUAGUCAGUCUCUGUACUUCACAUAUACUGUAUGUCUAGACACCUCCAUCAGAUGGCAUUGCAACAUUAGGAUAACUGGAACAUGUUUACCAAAAAUAAAUAAACAACAUCUUUCUGGGCACGUAACAUUAUCAGUAUCCCUUUGUUGCCCUGUUGGAUGACAUGAUUGAGGUUGUUGGAUGCACAGAGUUUAAAUGUUCAGGCGAUAUUAAGGAAUUUCACAGUGUUAUACUGUGUCCAUAAUGACAUUGAGGGGUGUGGGGGUGGGUGUGUGCAGAGAACAGACAAGAGCAUAAAAUGCUUAUUUGUUUUAAUCUGUAUAAAUGUGUGACAUAUUAGCAAGUGACCUUGAGUGCCAAAAGGGCAUCUCUCCUCAUGAACUGUGUUUCACCCCAUGACAAGCUUUAUAAAAAUUGUAGCUGCACGUGUUUCUGAAGGCAUGUGCUGAAACAUAAAAGGUUUUUUCAAGUAUCGCAUUCUGAGGAAAAUGUAUCCUAAUGGAGGUUUUAAUUUUUAGAAUUAUCCCUUUUUUAACCAAAAUAUUUUUAGCCACAUAUUUAAUUAUUUGAAUUCAGAGAGCAUAAAGUUGUACUGAAAUUUUUCAGCUGCCAGGCAGGUGGACGCUCAGUGAUUAGGGAUGUGGGUUUGUGCUUUCUCUGCUCUUUGCACGUGCUUUUGUGUGCAGAGAUCAUUUAAUGCUGUGACCGCACAAACGGCACAUUUCCCCUGGCUGCAAACACCUGGUGGGAGGAGGAUGUCCCAAUGAGGUUCCACCCAGGAACACUGCUGGCACUACACAGACCUGAGCAAAACCUCAGUCUCAUAACUGCAAACACAUUUGUGGUGUAUGAAUGGAAGUCAGCCCCAUUCACUCAAACUGUAAUUAAUAACAGGGAAGAGUGUUGUCAGAUAUCUUUAAUAUUUGAAAUUAUUUACGGAGAGAUUAUGUACAAGCAUUUACUGAACUUAUAUUUUAUCUUCCCACUUGCUUAACUACUGUAGGUAAUAGUGUUCACAUAGCAGCUUACUGUGAGAUUUCUACCUGAUUAAGAUGUUCAAAAAUGAAGAGGAGAAGCAAACAUUCAUGAAAAAAAUGAGGAAUCAAUAAAACAUAACAGAUGAAAAAUAUAUAAAUAAAAAACCCCUCAGUAUCCUGAAUAAAUCUGAGCUAUAACCUAUCAGUUUAAUGUACAUCUACCUGUAUUUUUGCUGAAUUAAGAUUUUUUUCUUUUUUUACUACCAUGUAGUAAUCUUAAACUGUCUGUGUCACUUAGCUGCUCUUGAAUGCUCUCAAUUCUACAAUGUAAAGCUUUCUGUUUUGUAGUUGACAUGCUGUAACCUCCUUGUACAUAUUUAUUUAUUUGUGAGGUUAAAUAUGUCAAAUAUACGUAGCACUAUAAUGACUGUUCUUGUUACUUUAAUGCUAAGUUUCUGCUUCAUCAUAGAAGAAGAGGGAAAGAAUAAUUUCUUAUAUGUUUUUUCUAAAUACCUUGUGAAACAGUUUACUGUAGCUCUAUCUUUUGCAACUUUGAGGAAACUUGUCAGUGUAAUUUGUGAUACUAGUCAGUGAAAUAUAGUGUAACAGGUUUGAAGAUGGACUAAAAUGGAAAGAAAUCUUUUCAAGUAAACAUUUUUUAUGUUAGUGUUCCAAAUAAUUAAAGUCUUUUAAUAGUGAA
Messenger RNA from Passer domesticus (house sparrow), 6567 nucleotides. It is a transcript of the gene ADGRG6, whose product is annotated as adhesion G protein-coupled receptor G6. The transcript has 24 exons. Gene Ontology annotation, cellular component: plasma membrane. Gene Ontology annotation, molecular function: G protein-coupled receptor activity; laminin binding. Lineage: Eukaryota; Metazoa; Chordata; Aves; Passeriformes; Passeridae. Gene Ontology annotation, biological process: cell surface receptor signaling pathway; heart trabecula formation; myelination in peripheral nervous system. Bases 322 to 3984 code for a protein of 1220 amino acids. The record is from RefSeq and is a predicted model, not a curated record.